This is a messenger RNA of Athene cunicularia (burrowing owl), 4455 nucleotides long. RefSeq names its product syntrophin beta 1 (gene SNTB1). The coding region runs from base 16 to 1068 and encodes 350 amino acids. Gene Ontology annotation, cellular component: synapse; intracellular anatomical structure; dystrophin-associated glycoprotein complex. Gene Ontology annotation, molecular function: structural molecule activity. Lineage: Eukaryota; Metazoa; Chordata; Aves; Strigiformes; Strigidae. The record is from RefSeq and is a predicted model, not a curated record. The transcript is spliced from 7 exons.
UUCAUAGAGGGGAAUAUGAAGUUGAAAUACAUGAGAGAAGCAACCCCCUAUGUGAAGAAAGGCUCCCCUGUUUCAGAAAUUGGGUGGGAGACGCCUCCCCCCGAAUCUCCCCGCUUGGGUUGUGGCUCUGCUGACCCACUGUCGCAGCUCUCGCUCUCCUUCCACAGAGACAAGAAGACAAUACCGCUCAAGAUGUGCUACGUGACGCGCAACAUGUCUGUGUCAGACCCCGAAAACAGACUUAUUGAAGUUCAUUCACCUGAUGCCAAGCACACCGUGGUGCUCAGGAGUAAGGAUUCAGCUACAGCCCAGGCCUGGUUCAAUGCCAUUCACUCCAGUGUCAAUGAGCUCAUCCCCAGGGUGAUUGCAGAGGUCAGAGACCAGCUGGGUAAAACAGGCGUUGCUGGAAGUCGAGAGAUUAGACAUCUAGGCUGGCUUGCAGAAAAGGUGCCAGGAGACAACGAGAAGCACUGGAAGCCAGUGUUAGUGGUCUUGACAGAGAAAGACCUCUUAAUAUAUGAGAGCAUGCCACGGAUGAAGGAAGCUUGGUUCAGCCCUUUGCAUACCUACCCCUUGCUAGCCACCAGGUUGGUCCAUUCUGGCCCAGGAAAAGGCUCACCUCAGUCAGGGGUAGAUCUGUCUUUUGCCACCCGUACUGGUACAAGGCAAGGGAUUGAAACCCAUCUGUUCAGGACGGAGACUAGCCGAGACCUCUCACUGUGGACGAGGAGCGUAGUGCAGGGCUGCCACAAUUCUGCGGAGCUCAUCACGGAAAUCACCACAUCUUGCACAUAUAAAAGCCAGGAGUGCCGUUUGACCAUCCAUUACGAACAUGGAUUCUCUCUUACAACUGAACCGCAAGAUGGUGCCUUCUCUAAGACAAUUGCACAGUAUCCCUAUGAAAAACUGAAAAUGUCCUCAGACGAUGGGAUAAGGAUGCUUUAUUUAGACUUUGGAGGAAAGGAUGGAGAAAUUCAACUGGACCUUCAUUCCUGUCCAAAACCAAUUGUGUUCAUCAUUCAUUCCUUCCUGUCAGCAAAGAUCACAAGACUUGGCUUGGUAGCAUAAGUGGGAUACAUCUGUUUCUUCAAAGAAAGAUGGAGCGACCAUGCUAAUCUGAAGUACAAUCAACAUCAGCAACCCGUUCCAGCUAGCUUGGGGUUCAGUACUGGGCCCUGGUCAUUUCUGCAGUCUUCCAAGGCUGAAGUUUUAUUUUCAUCAGCUAAAGAAGUGGCACGACAAGGAAACCAGUGAAUUUCACUGUAAAUAAUGGGAUUUUAAAAUCCCAUAGCAGACAGUAAAAGUGUGUAGUACCAUACGUGUAAAUGUUUCAGAAUCAUAAAUUGUGCCUAUUUUAAUGUACUUGUUUAUAUAAAAUAAGUAAAGGGCUAAGCAGACAAGAGUGGGUGUUGGCUGUGAUGCAAGCUCAAGGUGGUUUGAGUAGUUCUCCAAACAAGAUCGUUCCACCAUCUAAAUGUACAAUAUUUUUUCUGUGCUAACCUGCGCACAACUUAACAGCAGUUAUUUCUUUUGGGGAACUGUCAGAACCUGUUGCUUGGAUACACAGCAGAGCAUCUAGAUAGGCACCUUCGAGUAGGAUGCUCUAAAGCAAUACAGCUGUGGGCAGUGAACAGCUGGAGGGUCUCUGCAGAGGGGCACUUUCAGAUUAAAUGAUGAAGACAUCUUGCAUACAUUCCUAGCGAUGGACCCAAAGCAAGACUAGCUAGAGUGAUGUACUGAGAGCCAGCUGUCAGUGGGGCACAGGUAGGAGCAUCAAGUUACCUGGAUUCACCCUGAAGUGUGACCUAAGCUUCUGCCAGCAUGGUUCCACAGCAGUUUUUCAACAGAAAGCUGUGCUGAGCUUCCUGUCCUUUUUACCCCAACUGCAUCACCCCUUUAGCUCUGCUUGAGGCUGGUUGCACGGUCUUGACAGAAGAAAUGUGAGGAAGGAGGAAGACUGGAUUAUUUUUUUUUUUAGUUUUCUAAGUUACUCAAGCAGCUCCACAACAGUGAGGAAACACCGGGGCAGGAACAUGAGCUGCACUGCCAGAAAAGCCUUAAUAGGGAAGAAACUGCUCCUGUGAGCAUGACUUGGCAAAUCCAGAUUUAUUCCUUGCUGGUGAAACAUAAGAUGUUCACCUCUGUACCCAUAACUUACUAGUUCCUGUUUUGCACCACAGAUGACAGUUUCAAGUCAAAACAUUUGGAUCACUGAGUUUUGGCCUUGCUAACAGUUACAUUGGGCACAAAGCAGGCCACAGGCAGGAAUGCUGACCGUCCUUGUCAGGGCUCAUACACACACCUGGAACUGCUAAAUUGGCUUAAUGUGGUUGGGUGGGAACAGAAGGAAGCAGAACAUGGAUGGCAUUUAUGUUGCCCUUACUUUGUAAACAGCUGCUUCAUAGAGGGGUGGUUUUUUGUUUGCUUUUAGAGUUUUGCCCUAAAAUAAGACACACUUUGAAGGACAGGAACUGUACAGAAAGUAAUAAAUCCAAAGUUUGUAGAAGUUUGCUUGUCAUACUCAAGGCUUCCUUUUAUUCUUGAGAAAGCACACAUUUCAACUUAAUGUGACUGAGCUGGCAAAGAGGAAAAUUAAAAACACAGUUGGGUUCCACGUUGUUUUUAAGCUGUCUUGAGUGUUGAGCUUAAGUCAUGCUGUUUAUUCACAGAAUUAGUUUGUGGUGGUUUCCAUAAAUAUCUUAUUGAAACCAAUUAAAAAACUAAGAUGAUGUGCUGAAUUUGCAAAUAUUGAAAAUUAUUAUUGAAAAACAAUAGCUAAAUUGCCAUUUGGAAGAGCAGCCUCACUCCCAGCACCUCCCACCAGUCAAAAGCAAGCCUGGGAGAGGAUUCACCUAGCUGUGAACUUUGUUUUUACUGUCAUGGUACUUGCACUUAAAAAUUAAUUCCUCGUGUAAAUUCACAAGGUAGGAGAUAGCAGGUUACAUAACUUACAAUAAUUUCCAAAUGGACAUUUCUCUUUUAGUGACUGCUGCCAUUCACAUAACAUUCUGUGGCAGUUGCCUGCGUCUCCUUUGGCUUGGAACUUCUAGGAGAAGCUGAGAGCCAUCGGUACACUGGGGGACUGGGUCUUUGAACUCACAUCACAUCAUCAAGUAAACCAUUGUGUGAAGUUUCUGAAAAGUGAUUCAGGACACUCGCAUUGCUGUUCCAAAGUGUAACUUAAAAAUCUGGACGCAGGCUCCUAUAAAAGUUCCCGAGGUUAAAGUGAAAACUUGCAUACUGUGGGGUAGGUUAAAUACAUGUGUAAACUAUACUGCACUAUUUCCUUAUUCCUUUAACACUUACAAAUCACUGGAAUGUUAUACUUAACAAGUAUGUGCAUUGUAAAUAUUACAAAUUCCUAUAUUAGUACCAACAAUUAAAUGACACAAUAUGUAAUCUAAGGUGCUCAGUACUAUAUGAAGUAUAAGUGAAUAACUGAACCGUUUGCAAAGAAAAUUCCUAUUAUAUAUAUUUAUAGAAAAAAUAAUGAUAAUUACAGAUGCUAUUUCUUCAUUUUCAGAUUUUGGACUGAUUCAUAUUUGGAUGGGAUAGACAAAUGAAAUACAGACCUACUCCACAUUUGUAAGAGUAUAGUGAAUAUUUAUAUUUUAGAGGAAAAAAAAUAUUUAAUAAAAUCAUUUAUUGGAUUUUUGUGAGGUGAGCUUACUUUGUACCCAAACAAGCUGUUUGGAAGGAUGUCCUUUGGUUUUGGGCUGGGGAAAAAUACAUUUUAAACCUCUCAUUCUGUUAUGACUUCAGUUACUUGAGAGAACUAUUCACCAUAUUGACGGAACGACUUUUAAAAUAAAAUUUUAGAAAAGUACUAAUGCACUGUCAAUGGCGUGUUGGUGCUUUCUAUCAAGCUAGCUCAGUGUUCAUGUGAUAGUGGUGCUGUUGAUGACAGGCUGAAUGCAUAAGUACACAGCAUUUUUUCUGCUGUCUGGCAUUUACUGAAAGCCCAAAAGGAUGUUCUGGGCAAGUCGUUCAGGCUUACCUGCUGGUUACGAUGCUUUCUCUGUUGCUUACAUUUAACUGAGCAGUUAUGAAAGUCAUAAAAAAACAGAACAGCAACUUCUGCUCAAGCUUCUGCAUUCAAGGAGUGAUGCCAACAUGUGCCCUGCUUAGUUCUUGUGAACAGUUUAGAGAGAAAAAAAAAAAAAACACACGCUAGUUUUCUUCCCUUCUACUUUAAUUCUUAAGAUAGUGGCCCAAAUCAAAAAGCUAACUGCAGUCUGUUCUUUCAGUCUGACCCAAGGUAUGGCAGACCAGCCUCAUGGAAAUCCUAAAAAGGGGUAUACUAGAGUUUCAUUCUUUUCACAAAAUACUGACUGUAAAUUGAAUGGUCUGAUCAGAAAGUCUGUAUAGCAGCUUCACCAUUAGAAAGACUCAGAUACAUAUUGGAACAUAUGUGUUACUGGAAAAAUGUGAUACGAAGUGUUUGUUAAAAAAAAA